Messenger RNA from Exophiala spinifera, 684 nucleotides. RefSeq lists its product as uncharacterized. Bases 1 to 684 code for a protein of 227 amino acids. The record is from RefSeq and is a predicted model, not a curated record. The transcript has a single exon. Lineage: Eukaryota; Fungi; Ascomycota; Eurotiomycetes; Chaetothyriales; Herpotrichiellaceae.
AUGCCUGAAGACUUUGAUGACGAUUUUCCAAGCGACCUUUACUGGGAACCAAGCCAGAUCGAGGAUGACCAGACAACUUCGAGCGUAAGUUCGCCACCAACUCCGUCUUCCGACAUCUCGGCCUUCGUCCCCAGCUGGAAGCCAUGCUCGCCCAGGCUAGAAAUGGAUUUGAGCAGCUGGGAUGCGACUCCGGAGUGGAUCAAGCAGUCUUCGAGGGGACGGCAACGAGCCUGGGACUGCUCCGAAAGUGAUCCCACAGGCGACUGUAUCCAGGACAAAAGGCUUCGGUACAAUUAUCAAUCUGCCGACUACAUGCCAGCUCCUAUCAUAAUUGAAUCACAAGAACCAACGCAAGAACCGCCCAAGGAGCCAGAUGUACCGCUUCGAUUUGUGACUGUGACAGCAGACAACAUUUUGUCAGGUGAUAUCCACCGUGCGCAAGGAGAGUGGAAGCGAGGACGACCGAGACUCAAUAAACCCACUUCGAAAAGGAAGGCAGCGACAGCCACUUGCUCUGAGCAAAAGUAUCCAGCUCGGAUGAGAGUAUCUCACUCACCAUCAGGUAUUGGAACUGUCGUCUCUCACGCAUCAGAGCCACAUCAUCAGAGUCUCUUUCAACCUGUUUUCGAUCAUCUCCUGGUUACCGACCAGGAGCGCACCUUCUUCUCCGCCCUUUUCUCGUAA